This is a messenger RNA of Schistosoma guineensis, 641 nucleotides long. NCBI's taxonomy places the organism in Eukaryota, Metazoa, Platyhelminthes, Trematoda, Strigeidida, Schistosomatidae. The record is from the annotation of a GenBank genome assembly.
GUUUUUAUCAGCAGCUGCAACAUUCGCUUGAUAUGGACAGCAUAUAAACCUCUCUCUGCCUAUGUAUUAUGUCUUUCAAAAUUUCGACAUUCAUAUGGUUUGAUUUGAGUAGCUGCAUUUAUCUGACAUCCCGUUUGAACACGUAUGCUAUCUGUUAAUAGCAUAUACGAAGCUGAUAGUCACGGAGGUUUCAACCAUUUUCCAGCUUGUAUCGGGUCAACGUUCUGUUAUGAAAGCACCAAUUCUGUUGAAACCUGAGGCUGAACCUGUUUUUCGUCCAAAGAGAUCAGUGCCGUAUGCUGCAAUGUUCAAAGUUUAUAAAGAACUUGGUCGCUUUCCAAUCCGAGUAGUUAUCAUGCCUGUUUCUUAUUCUGCUUGGGCAGCACCUAUUGUAGUUAUCAAAAAGGCUAAUGGCGCUUCACGAAUAUGCGCAGACUACUUCACGGGCCUUAACGCAGCUCUAGAACAGUAUAAUUCACCACUGCCAAACCCUGAAGAUUUUUCAACUAUGCUACGUUUCAGAGCUGGACCUUGUUGAUGCCUAUUUACAGAUGAAAGUGGCUGAAGAAUCAAGAGGGCUACGUACCAUUAUUACUAAUCGUAAUUUGUUUCAAUAUGAUCGUCUAUGAUUUGGAUUAAAC